Molecule: messenger RNA, 1716 nt
Organism: Saccharomyces kudriavzevii IFO 1802
Lineage: Eukaryota; Fungi; Ascomycota; Saccharomycetes; Saccharomycetales; Saccharomycetaceae
Gene: AIM14
Product: putative metalloreductase
Exons: 1
Coding region: 1-1716 (571 amino acids)
Cellular component (GO): plasma membrane
Molecular function (GO): oxidoreductase activity
Source: RefSeq, a predicted model, not a curated record
AUGAAUAUAAGAGAGUCAUCUCUCAUUACUUUCGUCAAGAGACACUCCGAGACACAUUUUGCCAAUAUAAAGUACGGUUACUAUGUGUUGGUAAUAUCGCUGGCUUAUCUCGUUAUAUUGGCUCUUCUAAGAGCGUUCGGAACAGGAACGCCAGCCAGGUCAGCAUCACCGAUCAAAAAUAAGAUAGCUUACCGGUUUUAUAACAUAGAUCCCGCAGUUCACUUGGGUAUGCUGUUUUUUGCACUUUUAAUUCCCUUUUAUUUCCAUUAUUCCCUAACCACGCAAACUGCAGUGUAUUUGAAAAGAUUAGGAAGAUUGAGCUAUGCUUUGGUUCCGUUGAAUUUAUUCCUUACUUUGAGACCUAAUUGGGUACUCAGGAAAAAUUGCGCCUACGUUGACUUUAUACCGCUCCAUAAGUGGUUUUCACGUCUUAUCACAGUGAUUGGCCUCCUCCAUGGUGUUUUUUUUAUUAUCAAAUGGGCCAUGGACGAUACUGUUUCCCUGAAGCAGAAAUUGAUUUUGAAAACUUUCAACUUUGUGGGGUUUAUAAUAUCGAUCUUGAUAGUUUUUCUGCUUAUUUGUUCGAUUGGACCUAUGAGAAGAUACAACUACAACCUGUUUUAUAUUGUGCACAACCUGGUGAACCUAGCGUUUAUCUUUCUUGUUCCCAUACAUUCGAGACCAGGAGUUAAGUUCCCAUUUCUUCUGCUGAACUCUCUUCUAUUACUUGUUCACAUCAUUAAUAGAGUGAUGUCUGCAAGACCGCAAAUGAUUUUGAGCAAGAAUUCAAAUUAUUCAAAAACAAAUUUAGUGCACGUAAAAUUUCCGAGAGCCGCCCUUCCAAAUUACUUUGAACCAGGUUCCCAUAUCAGAAUAAGCCCCUACAGGAGAAUUAAUCCGCUUUACUGGCUAUUACCGUCGCAUCCAUAUACGGUUGCGUCUUUAGCAGAGGACGAUUCGAUUAAUCUUAUUAUAAAGGAGACUUCAACAGCUGAGCAAGGUAGCAAACUCGAGGCGCUUCGUAGCAAUACAAAAUCUUUUCAUUUGGAGCAAGAAAAAAACUACACGAUAAUCAGUUGUUAUCCUCCUUCUAUACCUGAAAAAUGUUUCCCCCAAGGUACGAACAUAGCCGUAGUGUGCGGUGGGUCUGGUGUAUCUUUUGGCUUACCAAUAUUCAGGCAUUUUUUUAACAAGGAAAAUGUAAAGUACUUGAAAAUGAUUUGGCUGAUAAAGCAUUAUUCUGAAUAUGAACUUAUUUUGGAUUACCUAAAGGCAAACGGUAUAAAUUUUGAAAAAAAAGUUCCCGAUAAUAAGAAGUUUUCAGUAUUCAUUAGUGGAAACUGCGAGGUGCAAACACGUCAAAACGAAGCUACUAAUAUCGAAGAUGAGAAUUCAGAAUAUGAAAUGGGGUCUUUCACCAAUGAAGAUGAAGACCUCUCAAUUUCUAAUCUCAACUCAGAAAAUGCCUACAGUAAUGAUAAUACAUCAGACACAAGUCACAGUCCGACGUUAGAGAACAGAAACUUGAUCGAGGUAAAAUCUAAGCGUACUUUCACUCUUUUGAACGAAUUAAAGGAUUUUCAGAAUGAAAGCACAGAGGCGGAUGAGGAUGAAACAUGGCUGUUUUCAUGUGGUCCUCCAUCGUUACUGCAGCUGACUAAGGAAUAUUGCCAAAACGAGAAAAUUAAUUUUGUUUCUGAGACCUACGGCCUGUGA